GCCCUAAAUUAGAAAAUUUAGGAUAUGUUCAAGCAAUGGCUAAUAUGAAAGAAAAACAUGAUCGCUCAACUCCUUCAAAUCAUCAUUGGAAAAUUCUGAAAUGCAGGAUGAUAAUUUUUUCAACAUCUUCAAUAUUGGCUUGUCCAGAUAAAUCUGACGAGAAGCAACUACAUAUUGUGUUUAACCAACACGGCAGGGACUUUGAUACUUUGAUGUCACUUUUUUCAAAAUUUUCAUUGCAACAAGUAGGCAAUAUCAAUAAAGUGACAAAAGAAAUGUUUGCAACUUGUUUCCGAUACACUAUGACCGCUAGGAUGGCGCCAAUUUGGAAUGUUUUAGGAUAUAAUUACAUGAUAAAUAACAGAGAUUUUUUGACAGCCACUGGACCUCAAAAUGGAAUACAGUUAUUUUUAAACAGUAACGGGGACUCUAUUAACAUGAAAAUUAACCCGGUUAAGAUACAUGUAAUUAAACCCGACGAACCUUUUUUACCUGAAGAAUAUGUCAGAGUACUACCAAGUUUGAAUAAGGCUAUUAUAAAAGAACGAUUUGAAAGUUUACUAACUGGUGGAGAUUUUAAGUCUUAUAAGGAUUUACGUCGCCAUUGGAAAAAUGUUCAUGGUUACCGAUUACCUGAUACUGAAUGCUCAUCGUACUACUCGCUGCAAUUUUGGCGGGGCGAACCUUUGAUUUAUCCUGACAUAUGCCUUACGAGAGCGUUUCCAAUUAUAACGCCUCUGCCAAAGUCGACAGGUGUGACCCUGGCAUCAGCGUUUGUUGAAACUUUAGUAAACAAAAUGCCGUAUAAUGUUCGAAAAUCUCCAUCCCAAUUCAAGGAAACUGUUAAUGUUUCACGUGAUGAAAACGAUAAUUUUCUAAGAACUCAAGCAGUGAGCCUUUGUACACCUUCACAAAGCCAACGAAUUCAACGCGAGGGAAUCCUAAAGAACCAAAACCGCAGAAAAUACGUUAAGAAAAUGGGCAAGCAUAAGGAGUGGCGUAGGAUAGCUAAGAGAGAAAGGAGAAGACGCAUUCGAACAACCAUAGCAAAACAUAAGGAUAAUAUUUCUUUAACAUUACCAAAAGAAGAAUAUGAAAGGUGGAAAGAGGAGCAAAUUGCAUUGGAAAAAUUUGAAUUAAACCAAAUUAAAGAGUCAAAUCAAAGAGAACAUGAAAAGUGGCUGAAAGCUGAAAAAAUUGCUCUAGAAAAUUGGAGUAAAUUGCAAGAGAAACUUGCAUAUAUGAAAAAAACUCAACUUGAGAUGCAAGCAAAAUUAAAUCUUGAAUUGGAAAUGGAAAGGCAGCAGAAAGAAAAAGAACGACAGCGAAUAAAGGAAAUUGAAGAGGAAAAUAAAAGAAAACAAGAACAGUUUAUAAAGAAUUUAGAAACAUUUUUGAAUGAUAAAGGAGAUCCACCAAGGGAGUUACUGGUGUACCAUGAAAGCAAACCUAAUUGUGAUGACUGUCCCUUCUUCCUAAAAACAGCCUGUUGUAGAUUUGGUGAUGAAUGUUCUAGGAACCACAAAUACCCUGGUAUAAGUAAGAUUCUCUUAGCAACCAACAUGUUUUCACAUUUUGGACUUGAAAAUACCAAUGUUAAUGAAUAUGACACAGACAUAACUCUAGAAUUUGAAGAAAGUGAUACAUAUAGAGACUUUAAAGAAUUCUUCUAUGACAUAUUACCUGAGUUUAGAAAAUUUGGAACAGUUGUUCAGUUAAAGGUAUGCAAUAAUCAUGAAAAACAUUUACGAGGUAACACAUAUAUUGAGUAUGCCGACCUGAGAAGUUCAGUGGCGGCCUAUAGAACACUACAUGGUCGAUGGUACGGUGGAAAACAGCUUACGUUACAAUUUUGCGAAAUAAAAUCUUGGAAAAAUGCUAUAUGUGGGUUGCAGUCUAGAAAGCGUUGUCCCAAAGGAAAUUCAUGUAACUUUUUACAUGUCUUUAGAAACCCCGGAAAACACUUUCAAGAUGAAUAUUACGAAUCAAGGACUACACCUUCAUCUUCGAGGAGUUGGCGCUGGUCUAAGUCUCCAGAACGAGAGCCAUCACCUCAUGACAAGCAUAAAAAAAAUAAACAUUCUAGAGAGUGCAACUCUAGAAGAUCUACUAGAAGUGAACACAGUAAAAGAAAUAAAUAUAGGUGUUAACAACA
Messenger RNA from Aricia agestis (brown argus), 2155 nucleotides. RefSeq names its product U2 small nuclear ribonucleoprotein auxiliary factor 35 kDa subunit-related protein 1. The record is from RefSeq and is a predicted model, not a curated record. Gene Ontology annotation, biological process: mRNA splicing, via spliceosome. Gene Ontology annotation, cellular component: U2AF complex; spliceosomal complex. Bases 36 to 2150 code for a protein of 704 amino acids. Lineage: Eukaryota; Metazoa; Arthropoda; Insecta; Lepidoptera; Lycaenidae. Gene Ontology annotation, molecular function: metal ion binding; pre-mRNA 3'-splice site binding. The transcript has 16 exons.